AUGGAUUAUCAACGACUCCUCUGUCCCCUGUCGGUGAUUUCUAGCUUCGGUCUUCACCCAUAUCUGGUACAUCGAAUCCCACAACCACCGUCUUUAGUGCUAGCUGAAAAAGAAGAUGAAAAUGGCUUCUUCAAGCUCCAUUGUAAAGUUAAUACACCUGCUGCUGUGAAUGCUUUUCUUGAAUACUGGAAGCCAUAUGCACUUGUGCUAGUAGAAAGUGAACUAUGGCCAAAUCUUGUUCUUAUUGCCUCAGCAAAUGGUGUUAUGCUAACAUUUCCAACACCAAUAAUUGAUGUUAUCCAAAUUUUCACUCAUAGUUCCGUUGUAAUGGUAUCAGUUCAUAGGGCCUUAGUGAAAAAGCACAUCAAUAUUCUUGCCAUAAUUGCUCCUAGGCAUCCAGAUCUAGGGCAGGAGAUUGCUCUUGUAAAUCUGAUCUGA
This is a messenger RNA of Lactuca virosa, 438 nucleotides long. The record is from the annotation of a GenBank genome assembly. Lineage: Eukaryota; Viridiplantae; Streptophyta; Magnoliopsida; Asterales; Asteraceae.